Papilio machaon (common yellow swallowtail) is the source of this 2277-nucleotide messenger RNA. RefSeq lists its product as uncharacterized. The transcript has 7 exons. Lineage: Eukaryota; Metazoa; Arthropoda; Insecta; Lepidoptera; Papilionidae. Bases 1 to 2277 code for a protein of 758 amino acids. The record is from RefSeq and is a predicted model, not a curated record.
AUGUCUUUAAAAUCCGAGAUAUCUUUAAUAGAAUUGUCCAAACAAAUUCCUUUUAAUAUUGAUGAUGCUUUAAAACAACAGUUAUGUUUUGGCGAAACACUAAUUAUAAGUUGUGGACAUACAGAGGGAAAAUCGUAUGACAUUUUAUCGGAUUCAGAAUGUUCCUCUUCUGGAACAUCGGUCAGUGAAGAAACCGAUAAAGUUCGGUAUAUUAAGCCUUUGGAAGCAAAGGAAGAAGUCGAGGAGAAGGCUUCUAAGCACUCUAGUGACGAAGAUAACGAUUUUCACUUUUACUUUUUCCCCGAUUGUAGUAAACCUGUGCCUUCCAGAGACAGCAAAAGUAGCCUUAUUAUUAAAGAUGGUAUGCCACAGAUAAAUCGAAGAAACGUCCAUCAAGAUAAUUGCACCUGUGAGGUUGAUCAAAAAGGUCGAUGUAAAUGUAUGGUUGAAAUACCCUGUCUCUGCGGCACCGAAGAGAAACCGGAAUGUGUGUGUGCUGCAUUGGAAAAUAUUUGUGUUUGCAAUGAAACAAAACCAGACAUCAAAUGUUCUUGCAAAAAUACUGAAAUAUGCACGUGUAUGGAGGACAAAUGUCGUUUAAUUUGCACUUGCGAUAAAAUUGAUAAACCAUGCAUUUGUCACAGAGAUAAGUUUCCACGACCCAUUUGUAUUUGUAAACAUAAACCCGUGACGUCCGAUUAUUCAGUUCCUUCGGACGUACCAGGCGAAAGCGUAAUUGAGGAAUCAACUACUAAAACAACUAAAUCUUCCUGUGAUUGUCAAAAAUCAAAGCCAUCUGAACCAGGGGUACAAGAAGAAAUUUCAUGUGUGUGUGAUCGAAAACCACAGGGAAAACGCAGUUUAAGUUGUUCCUCAACUUGUCAAAACCCUCAAGAGUGUUCUUGUAAUCGUAACAUAGACGAUACUUGUCCAUGUUUUCCCGAUACUAAAAAUUGUACAUGCGGAAAUCCAGAGAAUUGUAAAUGUUUUCAUAUUUGUGAAUGUACUGCGCCUUGUAUAUGUGACAUUGAAAGUAAAAGACAAGUUGAAUGUACUUGUAUAAAAUCUGGUGGCGGUGUCGAUCAAGGCGAAGUCAAAAAACUAAAGAAAGUAAGGGCAGGAAAGCAUGGAUACCGCUGGUGCCAUGACGUUGAUCCCCGACACACAUAUUUCGAUUACGGUUACGGAAGACACGAUAAAAUUAUGCAUAAAGAGGUGGAAGAGAAGAAAGUUGUAAUCACCGACAUGAAAGGACAAAAAGAAGCCGAGAGUGAUGAAAGUGAAAAACCAAAUAUACCAAGUUAUAGGAGAAAGACAAAAAAAUUGUCUCUGGACUGCUGUAGCGCUGUUGGAGGUAUAACUAUAAAUGUUGAGACGCUCGGAGAGGACAAAGGUAAAUUCCUGGUCCAGGUAGUAUCACAUUCAUCUAAAGAAGCUGCGAAGACAGGGUCUAAAAUUGUCAGCAUCGUUGAUUGUAAGCUGCAUACAUUGGAAGAAAACAGGACUGAGUACAUACAGAAUAGAGAUAAAUUUAAAGAGAAGCGAAAUUAUAUGGCAAUUUGCGAGAGCGGUUACUACAAUAAAGUCACUCGUAUAUGUGGCGACCGUCAUUUAAUAAAGCGGUUUUAUCAUACCUUUGAAGAAGCCCAUAACUUUUUGUUGGAAGGCGCUAAUAUCGUGCUUAUGCGUUAUGUGGGUCUGACUCGUUACAAAGGAUGUAUUAAAACGGAUACUGUUCUUAUUAACGGCGUUGUGUGCGAAAGUAUUUAUGUUUGCCUUGGAGUGAGUAACGCAAUUGUUAACGGUAAACCAUUCUUUGUGGUGAAAGUGGAACGGCAUAUAAUAGAACCCUCCGGCUACGUUCACCAAACCCUUUUGGUUUUGUCACUAAGGGGUUACAUCGUAAGCCAGGAGUGGGCGAAUAACAGCUACAUUCUACAUUUAAAUCCGUUGUUACGGAUCGUUCCUGAGAAAGACGAAAUAGAACGCCACGAGCCUCUGCGUGAGACAUGGCGAACCGACUUGCAAUUGUUAUCGGAUUACCUUGACUUUAAGUCUACGAGAACUUCUGAAGGCGGACGGUACGUAUCUGAGAACGGCGAGCUGACUGGUACAAUCCGCGACUACUUACAAGCCGUUCUCUUGCUACGUCCCAGCGACGCUCUGCACUUCACCCGGCAUUACUUUGGAGCUGCACUUUCUGCUCUAGACUUACCCCACAACGAAUUCUUUGACUCCUCAAAUAAACACGUACGUUAUUUCUUCUUCGAAGAUUAA